AUGAAAUUUGUUGGUGUAGGUGUUUCUUUCUUCGUUCUCUUCUCCCUCAGUGCCCUUUGGAAUACAGGGGCUCAAGACUCUUGCUCACAUCAAUGUGGAGAGCUUCUUGGUACCUGUUCUUGCCAGGUGACGUGCCAGUCCUUGGGGAUUUGUUGUCCUGAUUAUAAUGAAUUUUGUCUUCAAAUUUCUCCGUACUCAGGAUCUCUGAUGGGAGGCAAAGACAUUUUGAUUGAAAAUACAGCUUUUAAUACCUCUGUGAUAAUGUGCAGGUUCAAGAAGAAAAUCAAAACCAGUGGCUAUGUUGGUAAGGAUGGAAAAGCCCACUGUAUCUCCCCAUUGCUGUAUGAAACUGGUUUCAUCCCCUUUGAAGUUUCUACAGAUGACGGGCUGACAUUUCCGUACUCUGGAACUUGGUUAUCAGUACAUCACAGCAAAGUUCCGGAUGGAGAAAAAUGCACGUUGGUAAAUGAGACAAAAUGGCAAUACUAUGGCACCUCCAACAUUGAUGGAAACUUAACUCUCACCUGGGCACACCAGGCACUUACAGCAACCCAUAUCAACAUAGAAGUCUGGGGUUACCAGGAAACAGGUGACAGUUACUCAGAAAACUGGUUUGCCAAGUGGGAAUAUCUUUAUACUUUGGCAAGAGAAACCCCUAAUACUGGGACAUAUUCUUUCCUUCCUGUACCUGCUAAAGCAAAUUACAGUACUUGGGACUUUGGAAUUUUGAGAAUUACACCCAGCACCUAUUCUGAUGGGCAGAGCAACACUCCGUCAGUCUGGAGCUCAGAGCAUGCAUUGGCUUGGCACCUUGGGGAAGACUUCAGAAAUGACCCAAUUGCAUGGGCAACUGCAAAAUGUGUAGAAUGGGACAGGAAAGAGGAGAAGCUUCCAAAUUUCUUGGAAGAAAUUAUAGAUUGCCCUUGCACCUUGUCACAGGCAAGAGCUGAUGCUGGAAGGUUCCAUACAGAUUAUGGCUGUGACAUUGAAAAAGGGAGCGUGUGUACUUAUCACCCUGGUGCUGUGCAUUGUGUAAGAGCCAUUCAAGCCAGUCCUGUGUAUGCAGCAGGCCAGCAGUGUUGCUAUGACUCCACAGGGGCCCAAAUCCUCACACAAGACUCCACAGGAGGCAGCACACCUGAUCGAGGCCAUGACUGGGGUUCACCACCUUUCAUGAAGCCUCCCCGGAUACCUGGCUUUUCCCAUUGGCUUUACGAUGUCAUCAGCUUCUACUAUUGUUGUCUGUGGUCUGAUAAUUGUCACUUCUAUAUGAAAAACCGUCCCUCCAGUGACUGCAGGACAUAUCGCCCGCCUCGAGCUGCAUCUGCCUUUGGGGAUCCCCACUUCCUCACAUUUGAUGGUCUGAACUUCACUUUUAAAGGACAAGGGGAAUACACGUUGGUAGAGUCUGAUCUCACAUCCCUAAGGGUGCAAGGAAGGACCCAGCAGGCACGCUUUCCCAAUGGAACUGAAGCUCAGGUGACAGGCUUGUCUGCAGUGGCCAUGCAGGAGAACAACUCUGAUGUGAUUGAAGUACGCUACUCAGAGGAUUUGGAUCUGGAGGUCCUGUUGAACCAAAAGGUGGUCAACUUCUCUGAGCAAAGGUGGAUGGACCUGAAAGGUCUCUUUCUCCAUUCUACAGCUGACCAGAAGAUUACAGUGAUGUUCUCUUCUGGGUCUGGAGUAGAGAUAAGGGGAAGUGGAGGAUUCUUGACCCUGACAGUUUUGCUCCCAGAUAAGUUUAUGAAUCACACACAGGGUCUCUUUGGAGUGAUGAAUGGUAAUACAGAAGAUGAGUAUACCUUUAAGAAUAAAACAACCAUAUCAGUUAAUGCAAGUCCUCAGCAGUUGUUUGAGUUUGGAGCUAACUGGGCUGUUGAAAAUGGAACUUCUCUCUUUACUUAUGACACAGAGUUUUUAUUGAACGAUUUCUUUUAUGGGGAAAAGCACAAUACUUCCUUUCUGCCAGUGUUCUUUCCUUAUGAAGACCCUGCUGAUCCCUUGGUGAAAGAGAUGGUCUUGGUCUGUGACUCUGACCCAUUCUGCAGAUUCGAUGUCCUGACAACAAGAAGUCUUCAAGUGGGAAAUUUCACAAGAUUAUCUCAUCAGAAUCACAAGCAGUUGGUAGAAAAUCUAAAGCCAGUGAUUUCUUGUGGCUGGCUGGAUCAUCCAACCAACGGAAGAAAAGAUGGAACAAACUACCUGCUGGGCUCAACCAUCCAUUUCAUCUGCAAUCAGGGCUAUGAACUCAUUGGAUCGAAAGAAAUAAUCUGUCAAGUGACAGGAGUCUGGUCUGGAGACAUACCUAAUUGUAUCCUGAGAACAGAUAUCAAACAAGUAAUUCUUCUUGGUUGUGUAUUUGGAAUUGUCGGUCUUGCAGUCCUGGCACGUCUAACUUUCCUGUGUAGAAAGAAGGGACACAAAGGCAACCAGAAGCUUGUUUCAGAGGUUCCAGUAACAUCUCAACAAGAAAGAAUGAAAUUUCAGAGAAGUUUUUAA
Molecule: messenger RNA, 2499 nt
Organism: Cygnus atratus (black swan)
Lineage: Eukaryota; Metazoa; Chordata; Aves; Anseriformes; Anatidae
Gene: SUSD2
Product: sushi domain containing 2
Exons: 15
Coding region: 1-2499 (832 amino acids)
Source: RefSeq, a predicted model, not a curated record